AUGAUCCGGACACUGUUUACAAGGCGUGCUUCUCCAUUCGGGGCUGCAUUAAGUAUCCCAAGGGUAACAAAUACCGGCGAAAUAGCCACCCACCUUCGAGCAAAGCUAAACAAGACAAUUCAGAAUUCCAUCACACGAUCUUUCACGACGACCCAACCUACAUCCCUCACAGCAUCGCUACCCAGAGAAUCUUCACCCUUCCGAAGCUCCCAAAAAUCUGAGCCAUCCACCUUCGAAGAUGUCUACUAUAGCCCCCACCAGCCGAAGCGCCAAUGGCCACCCGACAUGUCGAAACUGUCGCCGAAGCACCAGUUCCGACUUGAGCGCAAGUACCGUCGUCGCGCAGCACUGAAGUAUGCGCGGCCAAAGCUUAUGAAGGCCACAAAGAUUGGACAAUGGGUUGUCAUUGGAUUCGUUCUUGUGUAUGCGGUGCUUUUUAUGGAGUGGGAGACGAGUGCUACGCCAUUCCAUGGGGUUCGAGAGAGCUUCUUUGGUGGCCUCAAGUCUAUUUUCUCAAGCCCGCCGCCCCCUGGUCCUGUGCGGAGGGAUAUCAAGGAGGGUUCGUCAUCUGAGGGGUCCCAGUAG
Messenger RNA from Penicillium salamii, 585 nucleotides. The record is from the annotation of a GenBank genome assembly. Lineage: Eukaryota; Fungi; Ascomycota; Eurotiomycetes; Eurotiales; Aspergillaceae.